Molecule: messenger RNA, 453 nt
Organism: Penicillium cataractarum
Lineage: Eukaryota; Fungi; Ascomycota; Eurotiomycetes; Eurotiales; Aspergillaceae
Exons: 1
Coding region: 1-453 (150 amino acids)
Source: RefSeq, a predicted model, not a curated record
AUGGACUCAUCGGAUUUUCGAAUCCUUUUCGACAUCAAAUCUGCCCUAUCAUCUCGGACCUUUCGUGCGAUUCGAUCGGUUGAGAUCUCGUUCCUACAUGCAUGUCUUGAGCGCCGGAUUCAAAUACUCGACGAUGAGUGGUUCGAUCAAUGGACAGGCUUGUGGAACGUUAUUAAACGCGCCAAGGGGCUUUUGAAUAUUCAAGCCUGGGUCAAAAUGGACCAGGCAUCAGGGAAUGUGAUGACCGCAGAACAGGAGGCAAGGCUAUUUACGCCGCUCAUGGAACUUGAUCGGAUACGACAUUUCACAGUCGAGGUAACAUGGCCGGCGAAUGAAGCUUCUGAAGCCUUACUUCUUGACGCGCCAUUUUAUCUAAUUAGGGAUGACAAUCCCAUCGCUGACAAACCUGAGCUGGCAGUCGAGACUGUGGCAUGUUCUUUGGGAAGCUCAUAA